This is a messenger RNA of Triticum aestivum (bread wheat), 1196 nucleotides long. RefSeq lists its product as uncharacterized. Lineage: Eukaryota; Viridiplantae; Streptophyta; Magnoliopsida; Poales; Poaceae. The coding region runs from base 139 to 474 and encodes 111 amino acids. The transcript has 3 exons. The record is from RefSeq and is a predicted model, not a curated record.
UAGUUUCUAGUGGCUCGGUUGGAUUUGCUCGUCCACCUGCUUGUUGCGGCUGUGCUGCUGACUGUGGGCACCACACUGGGAAGGGCCCACCGGUCUGUUACUCACCUCCUUCUUCUGGGGUGUGGCUUGCUUGGUGCCAUGGUGCCGAGCCUGACGUGCGGCCGGGGGCUCUGUGACGUGCGUGUGUCACUUCGUGGGGCUGCUACCGCGUCGCGUGCGUCUGGCAUGCCCAGGCUGCUCGCUCGCUUCGCCCACUCGCUAUCGUCCUCCUUUCCGCCCUACUGCUCGCUCUGUUCGUCGCCUCGCUUCGUCCCAUUCGAGCGCCUGCACCAUGGCCAUCCGUUCCUCCAUGGGUGCUGUUGGUUGAGUUUGCCUGGUUUUCACGUUGGCUCCUUCGUAGGAGUGUGGGUCAUUCAGUCCUUGCUGUCCAGGUUGUUCCAUCUUUUACUGAUCUCGUGCACAAUCUCCGUUUAGCUCAUUACUGCGUCUCCAUUCUGCUCGUCCGGCCUUGUCAAGGUUUGCUGCUAUGUGACUCUGCCUGUCUUGCUGCUCUACUUUCUGUUUGUACUUUCAUGUUCUAUAGCCUCUUAAUUGUUUCAGUGUAUGUUCCGGACAUGGCCGGGAGUCAUCUACUUUAUUAUAUAUUUCGUUCUUACAUGUCAGCAGGAUGUGUGCAUUUGUUUCGGUUGUUAUUCCUAUUUUGGAGGUUGUGGUGGCCGAAUGCGCUUUGCCAUCCCUUUUGUACCUGUGGGAGGUCACAGAAGAUGGCUAGCUCUGUCCUUACUGGGGUAGAGCCUGAGCUCUCCCGGGGAUGGUUCUCGUCGAGUGCCUCGGCGAGAGUUUUUUUGGGGCUCAGCCUGUUGUGGGUUCAUGAAUGCUUAUGAACAAGCUGAUUUACACGCCAUAUGUUUUUUACAAGGGCUAUAUGGAUUCGUCGUCCAUGACUAUAACUAUGGUUGUAUGAUGGCCUAUAGGAGAUCUGCACGUUCAUCCAUAGUUAUUGUGGUCUCUGUUGUUCGACACGUUAUGCGCCUGGAGAGAGAGUUGCUUCAUUUGUGGUCUGCACCUACCAAUAUGCCCAUUGUUUUGUCUGUUGUCCCAGUUGUCGCUGAACAGACAAAAGCAAUUGCUGGUACUAACAUUUAGUUUGUGAAUAUACACAAAUUUCCUUUAAAUUGUUUGUAUCAUUGUGUUUA